UCUCACAACAUUCUCGCGCGACAUCUUCCAUACCGUCCGUGCCUCCACGUCACAGCGGGGCACUUCACGCCGCUUAUGCAUCAGUCGGGUCUUGCAGGUCUGUCAGGCCUGUGCCGAGUCACCGACCAUCUCUAUCUCAGCAAUGGCCGAGCGGCUAAAGACUCCUCCCAGGUGACCCGGUGCAAGAUAAAGUGCAUCGUGAACGUCACUGAGUCCAAGAGCCGCUGCCCUCUUCACCCCGGGGUGGAGUACGUCCACAUCCCGCUGCCUGACUCCCCGCUGUCUCCCCUCAGCGAGCAUUUUGACGAGGUGGCGGAUAAAAUACAGUUCACUGCGGAGCGCGGCGGCCGCACCUUGGUGCACUGCAACGCCGGGGUGAGCCGCUCCGCCUCCCUGUGCAUGGCCUACCUGAUGAAGCACCGCGGGGUGCCUCUCCUGGAGGCCCACAGGUGGGUGAGGACCUGUCGACCCGUCGUGAGGCCCAAUAACGGCUUCUGGAAACAGCUCAUCCGCUAUGAGAUGGAGCUCCGCGGGUGCACUUCUGUCCGAAUGGUCUCCUCCUCCAUGGGAGAGCUACCAGACAUUUAUGAACAGGAGGCCAGAAAUAUGAUGCCACUGUGACGAAACUACUGCUUCAGUAGGGAUAGUAUUAACAAUUAAACAAUGUAUGGCCAUAAAUGUACUGUAUUGUGUGUCGCAUGCACAUUGAUAAACUGCUGUUUUGUCAUCUGAACAAAACAUAAAGGCUUCAUUUACUGAUGAGUUAUUAUAGGCUACACUACAUCUCAAAGGAAACUAUUGUACUCCUUACUUCAAUGCAUUUAUCUCACAGCUAGUUACUAGUUUGUGAGUUUAGCCUACAUUCAAAACAUUAUACAAAACAUGCAUCCACAUGCUCAUUGGCUUGUUGUCAAGUGGGGCCCCUGGUCACAUUUCUUUAUGGUGUCAGCAAUUGUACCAAAGAGUGUUUCGCAAUAGAUUUCUCGGGUGUGUUCAAAGAUGUAAAACUAUCCAAUAUUUCAUAAAAAGCAGUU
This is a messenger RNA of Cyclopterus lumpus (lumpfish), 1034 nucleotides long. RefSeq lists its product as uncharacterized. Gene Ontology annotation, molecular function: MAP kinase tyrosine/serine/threonine phosphatase activity. NCBI's taxonomy places the organism in Eukaryota, Metazoa, Chordata, Actinopteri, Perciformes, Cyclopteridae. The record is from RefSeq and is a predicted model, not a curated record. The coding region runs from base 76 to 621 and encodes 181 amino acids. Gene Ontology annotation, biological process: protein dephosphorylation. The transcript has a single exon.